CGAGAACACAAACAUCCAUCAACUUAAAUAUAAAAGAAGACCUUAGCACCGAUCUAGUUUUAAUCUAUCAGUCGCAAAAACCGCAAUGAAAAUAAUUUUCGCAAUUGCUUUUGUCGUAUACUCAGUUGAGGGCCUCGACUGUGGCAUUCAUAUUAACAAAAACGACGCCCUUAAGGCCACAAUUAACAAAUGUUUGAUCAGCAAUAAGACACUUGAGGAUUUGUGGGACAUGGCCCCCAUGUCGUCCGAGUCGGACUCGAGCUCAGAGGAAGUGCCCCCAGUUGAUGGCAAAAUGUUGCAAAAUUUCCGAAUCAAACGUGCUAGUGUGAGGUUAACCAACACAGAAGCAACAAACGAGACAACCCCCGAGCCCAAAACUGUCUCAACCGAAUCCCAAGCGACCGAAAAUUGCAUAAUUCAGUGCAUUUUCGACAAUUUGCAAAUGACAGACUUGACCGGUUAUCCAGUCCAUGCAAAAAUCCUCGAUGGGUUGCUGAAAAACACCACAAAUCGGGAAUUGAGGGAUUUUUUGCAAGACACCACCGACGAGUGCUUCCAACAAAUGGAUAAGGAAGAUACGAUGGAUCCGUGCUCGUACUCUAACAAAUUGGUGACUUGUUUGGCCGAAAAGGGGCGCUCGAAUUGUGCCGAUUGGCCGGUUGGGGACCUACCUUUCAAACCUUAAUUUUUGUUGUUAAAUUUUUUAGUGUUAAAUAAAUAGGUGCAUACUGUG
This is a messenger RNA of Tribolium madens (black flour beetle), 733 nucleotides long. RefSeq names its product general odorant-binding protein 71 (gene Obp59a). The coding region runs from base 86 to 685 and encodes 199 amino acids. Lineage: Eukaryota; Metazoa; Arthropoda; Insecta; Coleoptera; Tenebrionidae. The record is from RefSeq and is a predicted model, not a curated record. Gene Ontology annotation, molecular function: odorant binding. The transcript has 3 exons.